GUCCGGUACGGUCGUGUUGUGAUAACACAUAAAACACCUGUGGCAUCCGAACCCAUCGAUGAUAACGACUGUGUAAAUUCGCGAGUUCGAUUCCUUGGAUUAUUUGUUAUUGUGUUGGAUUACAGUGAUUGUGUUGGUUGUGUGUGUUUUUAUGAAUGGAAACCCAUGGACCGGUUUCACCGGAUGGAUCCAAGUCUUGAUGGAUGAGAUGGCUGAUUUCCGUUCAUACUGAUGGCCCGGACUUGGUAAACAACUUGGUGGUGACGAUUUAGUGAAAUACACUUGAUAACAAAAAAACUGGGACACUUGACUUUAGUGAUGUGCCGAUAUAGUGUUCAGUGACAAAAUGUGGAGGUGAUUUUUGACAGUUGUUGACGUUAUGUACAGUGAGUGUUCAAGUCAUCACCAUGUGCGCCAAAGUGUCAAAAUUGUUCGUCGCUAUAUGUGUCCUAGCAAGCGCAUGCGCCUUUCAGCAGCAAUACUUUCGGGUUGUGCCGCGAAGUCUUCGCGUUCAGGAAGGCGCGGAGGCUGUACUCGAGUGUGCUGUUGCUAACUUAGCCGGUCAAGUGCAAUGGGCAAAAGAUGGGUUCGCACUUGGUUUUUCAUCCGUGAUACCCGGCUACCCUCGGUACACAAUGUUCGGUGACAGAAGGCAUGGGGUAUAUAACCUACGUAUUGUCAAUGCGACAUUAGAAGACGAUGCGGAGUAUCAAUGCCAAGUUGGUCCGGCGCAGAUGCAUAAGGUGAUACGAGCUAAUGCCACGCUCAAUGUUAUAUCACCACCCAACUUAGUGGAGAUUAUCAACCAAGCUCCGAACUCCAAACUGGAACUGAAGGAAGGAGAGGACGUGACCCUGGAAUGUCAGGCGAGGAAUGCGAAACCCGCCGCGCGUAUCGUCUGGUAUAGAGGCAAUGUGGAGAUCAGAGGUGAAAGAGUUUCGGGCGAGGAAGUUAAAGAAGUGGAAAGUCCGAACGGAAAUCCGAAACUGACAAGAUUCACAACAAUAUCAAGGGUUCAUUUCAAGGCAACGGCUGACGACGACUACGCAGAUUUUACAUGUGAGGCAAGACACGAGGCACUGCAGAGGGAUGUACCUAUGAGAAGUACUGUACAACUGAGCGUUUUAUAUCCACCGGGCGCACCGUACAUCGAAGGUUAUGCGGAAGGAGAGACGGUACGCCGUGGUCAAAGUUUGGAACUGGUCUGCCGUAGCCGAGGAGGCAACCCACCAGCUCAGCUCAUUUGGUACAAGAAUGGAGAGCAGAUACGAAUGGCAUACAGGACAAGCGGUCGGAUGUCAGAGAAUGUGUUGUCAUUCAAAGCGGACGCGUCUGACAAUAAAGCGCGCUACACGUGCGAAGCUAAAAAUGUCAUGAUCAGCAACACAUUGAAAGCCGAGAUAGAUCUUACUGUACUAUUCGCACCAGCACACGUCACAAUAUCGGGACCAUCAGAGGCUCGCGUAGGGGACCCGGUGCCUCUGAGUUGCAGCACAGCGCCCUCCAACCCUGCGGCAGAUGUCAAGUGGGUGGUACUAGGGAAGCACCACAAGGAGGCCAGUAACAGAACUGUUAUAUCACCUGAAGGUGGUUGGAUAACGACAUCCAACAUCACUGUGGUGGUGGAACCAAACCGCAGAUCAGUAGUGGUCGUGUGCCACGGGAUCAACGCACAGCUCACAGAGAACGUUGUCUCCACUCACACCAUUAACGUACUAUAUCCACCUAGCGCGCCGAUGAUCACCGGCUACGUGCCAGGCACCACACUAGCUGCUGGCACCGUGCAGAAGUUGUCUUGUAUAUCUUCAGGAGGGAACCCACUCGCCACUCUAACCUGGUUUAAGAACGAUAAGAAGAUUCAUUCAGUGUCAAAAGCAAGUGACAAAUCCGUGUCAGCGGAAAUAUCAAUUUUGACAAAUGUAACUGACAACCAGGCCCAGUACAGAUGCGAAGCAACAAACAGUGCCACUGAAAUUCCACUGUUCGAGACUGUCACUUUGAAUGUACAUUUCGCACCAGAAGCGGUGAAGGUCCGCGCGGAGCCAUCAGAGUUGAAGCCGGGUACAGAAGCUACGUUGUACUGCGAUGCAGCGUCUAGCAACCCUCCCGCUGCCCUCUCCUGGUGGAGGGAUGGGAUACCGGUGCAAGGUCUUCCAAUGCAGUUAAAGAAAGGUCUCCACGGCGGUACAGUUUCAACUAUAGAACUGAAACUGAACGUGAGCAAGGAAUUGAACGGCGCAGUAUACACGUGCCAGGCUACCAAUGAGGCACUACAGCGUAGUGUGCACGAUGCUUUACCACUUAAAGUUCUUUACGCGCCAAUCUUCGACGAGACAACACAAGAGACAGCAGUUGGUGUAGAAAACGAACCACUCGUGAUAGUGGUGCGCGCGGAUGGCAACCCGCCCAGCAUCGCCUACACCUGGACCAAGGAUGGCCUACCCAUCACACAGUCGUCGUAUAGCAGUUCAAACGAUAGAAUUAUAUCAGAAGGCAGUAUGUUGAACAUGACGCGAUUGUCGCGACAUGACGCCGGCGUGUACACUUGCGAGGCGGUCAACUCGCAGGGUGCGGCAACACUCAACAUCACAGUGUCCGUCCAUUACCCUGCAAGCAUUAAAAGUGUAACACAAAAAGGUAUAGCUAACCCAAAUGAAGACGCCAUAUUGGCUUGUACUGCAACUGGUAACCCUUUAACAUCGGAACAUAUAAGAUGGGAACGAAAAGGUUAUAACAUGGAUUCUAGAACAAUUACAUUUGAAACGAGAAAUCAAACGAGUUAUUUAACAAUCGAUAGAGCGACGAGAGAAGAUGUUGGAAAUUUCCAAUGUGUGGUAGACAAUGGUAUUGGAGGUGAAACAAAACAAGAUGUCAUGUUGGUUGUUAAGUUUAAACCUGAAAUGGAUACUUCGCCCAAUUUGGUGAAAUCUGCAACCAAUGUUGGUCAAGUUGGAAGACUUACUUGCAGAUGUAAAUCCGCACCUGCACCCAACUUCACUUGGUCAAAGAACGGAGCCAAAUUACCCGUCAAUACGUCCACUAAAUAUUUCGCUGAGUUUCACAAAUCUGACGCAAUCACGUACACAUCUGUUUUACUGAUAAAUGACGUCACAUCUUCUGACUACGGCUCAUACGAGUGCGGGGCGAGGAAUGACCUGGGUUUUAGUACUACGUCUGUUAAAUUGGAUAUCACCAGUGCUCCAGAUUUGGUGUCAUCUCUAAUAGUAACGAACGUCACUCACAACUCGGUCACUCUGUCCUGGGUGCCGGGUUUCGACGGCGGUUUGCCUUCUUGGUUCAGGAUUCGAUUCCGCAAAAUCUACGACGAUACAUACAAAUAUGAAGACGUAUCCCCGCGCAAUGCAACCUCGUUCACCGUUACCGGUCUGGAGCGGAACACCGACUAUGUCUUUUCUGUGAUGGCCAUCAACAAGAUAGGCCAGAGCAAAUACCGACCUGACGACACUAAAGCUACUACGCUUACUUCGUCAGAAGUAGGAGAAUUGAACGUAGUAUCAACUGAAUACGUAGAAUCAUCUGACGUAUCGAAAUCAGUCACGUUAUAUGUUUGCGUCACCGGCGCCAUUUUGAUUUUGAUUAACGCAGCUUUAGUAGCAUGUUUUGUUUUCAAAAGACGAGCGAGACGGAUGAAAGAACAAGCGGGACAAUCAUCAAAAUCAGCGACUAUAGAAAUGUACGCACCAUCAUCAUACAAUGACACAAUGACUGGAGAGACAUUGAGUUCCGUAUCCGAGAAAUCUGAGACAUACUCACAAGACGAAGGGGAACAACCUCCACCUAUACCUGAAGUACCGACAAUGCCGAACCGACAUAUGUUGAAUCAGACGGAGUCAUACCUUGUGGAGGACACAACCCUUUUGCCGCCGCCAUUAGACUACCCGCCACCUAACUACGCGGCAUACGACGGUGAGCACGCGCGCACGCUGCCUCACGCACCGCACGCGCACCGUGGUAGAGACAGCGGACAUAACACGUUAGGACGUAGUGCUGGCAAACAAAACUACGUGGCGGCGCCGAGCCCCAUGCCGCCGCUGGACGGCUCCUACUUCAACAUGGCUUCCGACCGCUACCUCUCCUACCCACCGCUCAUCGGCGAGUAUUUGCAACAACAGUCAGGUAGAACACCAACGCCCCCGCAGCAGUACGGCGCAGCGCCGGUGCCCAAACCCCACUUGAUGAAUGGCGCGCUGCAGAGCUCACCCUCACACAUCGCCAGCCCGCCACUUAGUUACGGGUUAGAUGGUCUGGACCGUCAGUCUGCGGGGGGCACGCUGAGACGUCAGCGGCUGGAGAAGAUGGCAGUGCCACCCCCUGAUGUCACCGUACUGCACCAGGGGAACUGCAACCAGCACUCCCAAAUGUCACAGACCCCGUCAAUAAAGCAGCCUCAAUCAAUCCUAAAAGAUCCAUCAAGACACAAAUACAACGCGUACAGCAGCCCCGUGUCCUCCAGCACGCCGCAGACCUCCAACCAGAUCCUGACAGUUCAGAACCUGGACGUGCCUCAGUAUGGUACUAUUCGGAAAGAGAAGAAGCAGAACGUGACCAUAGACGAGUCAUACAACAAGAGAAGUGAAACACACGUCGUCUAAACCAUAGACAAGUGAACGAGAACUAAAAUCAAGUGAAGGAGAACCAUAGACAAGUGAACUAGUGAGUGAAGUGUAAAUAUGUGAACUAGUUAAAAUUUUUAGAUAGAUUUAAAAAUUUCAUUCAAUGUGAUACGAUUAGUAUCGAAUGGUAUCGAAGUGCGUGUGAAAUCGAUUCCAAUAUCGAUUCGAUAGACGUCCAAGACAUUAACGGUUGUUUCGUAUUCAUUAUUGUUAAGAGUGUACCGAUUAACGAAUUGUUUCUUAUCGAUUCCUGCGACGGAUCUCUUUCUUUAAUUAAGACAUUUUUUUUUUAAGUAAUAAUUGUUACGGAUAUUGUCUUUUACAUUAGAAAUUUAUGGGAAAAUUUUAAAUUUUCGCCCCCAGUUUUGAGGAUUGUUCGUAAGGCGUUGAUUCGCAUAUGUUGUUAUUAAAAAAAAUU
Messenger RNA from Papilio machaon (common yellow swallowtail), 5052 nucleotides. RefSeq names its product nephrin (gene sns). The transcript is spliced from 29 exons. Lineage: Eukaryota; Metazoa; Arthropoda; Insecta; Lepidoptera; Papilionidae. Gene Ontology annotation, biological process: cell-cell adhesion. Bases 408 to 4613 code for a protein of 1401 amino acids. The record is from RefSeq and is a predicted model, not a curated record. Gene Ontology annotation, molecular function: cell adhesion molecule binding. Gene Ontology annotation, cellular component: cell-cell junction.